Messenger RNA from Schistosoma intercalatum, 396 nucleotides. Lineage: Eukaryota; Metazoa; Platyhelminthes; Trematoda; Strigeidida; Schistosomatidae. The record is from the annotation of a GenBank genome assembly.
AUGUUAGAGUAUUAUGGAUUAUGUAAAUGUCAAACGACCAAGGAACAAUUCAAUCUCCAUGGAAGAAAUCAUAAACUUAAAGAUGAUAAUCAUGAUUUUAGAGGUUUUGAACAACCUCUAUUGAAACAUAAACGGGAUAAUACAUUACAACAAUAUGUGGAACGUUAUGUGAAACAGUGCAAUCCAAGUAUUACUUUAACGAAAAAAUAUUUCAAUAAUACACUUAGUGUAAAUAUUUCUGACAAUAAAGAUAUUAAAAGAGUAAGUGUGAACAAUCGAUCAGAUGAAGCCUAUAAAGAUGAAUCAAAUACGAAUUCUUAUACUGUAACAACUGAAGUUCCUCCAGAAACUACUUCUUAUAUGCUUGAUCAUGGACGAUGUGAAUGUAUUUGUUAG